UCCAUUUAUGUAUGAGUUAGAAAAUAUAACACAUUGACUUACUAUUGAUUCUCUUUGUUUGCACUCCUAUCACACCUUACAAAAAUGGAGAAGAUUCAGCACAAUUAUGUGAAAGUACGAGGACUCAAGCUUCACUUUGCAGAGAUUGGAACAGGUCCUUUUGUAGUGUUUCUUCAUGGAUUUCCUGAGAUAUGGUACUCGUGGAGGCAUCAGAUGAUAGCAAUGGCGGAGGCGGGAUUUCGAGCCAUAGCCCCGGAUUACAGAGGCUAUGGUUUGUCUGAUAUGCCUAAAGAACCUGAGAAAACUAAAUUCAAGGACCUUGUUGAUGAUCUGCUUGACAUGCUUGAUUCAUUAGGCAUCCACCAGGUUAUUCUUGUGGGGAAGGAUUUUGGAGGUCGAGUAGCUUACCAUUUUGCACUACUACACCCUGAUAGAGUUUCAGCAGUUGCAACACUUGGAGUUCCAUUCCUUCCCACUGGUCCAGUCACAUUUCCUCGAGAUCUCAUUCCCAGAGGUUUCUAUGUGUUGAGAUGGCAGGAACCAGGGCGAGCUGAAGCGGACUUUGGCCGAUUUGAUACAAAAACAGUAGUUAAGAACAUAUAUAUUCUAUUCUCUGGAAGUGAACUGCCAAUAGCAAAGGAUGAUGAGGAAAUAAUGGACUUGGUUGAUCCUUCUACUCCAUUGCCUGCCUGGUUCACUGAAGAAGAUCUUGCAAACUAUGCAUCUCUUUAUGAAAAAUCAGGCUUCCAAACUGCACUGCAGGUGCCUUAUAGGGCUUGGCUAGAAGAAUAUGGAGUUGAAGAUCUCAAAAUCAAAGUUCCUUGUCUGCUUCUAAUGGGGGAGAAGGAUUACGCCCUUAAGUUUGGUGGAUUAGAGCACUUCAUAUCAAGUGGAAUGGUUAAAGAAUAUGUACCUAAUCUAGAAACCACAUUCUUACCAGAAGGAAGCCAUUUUGUCCAAGAACAGUUUCCUGAACAGGUCAAUCAGUUGAUCAUCACCUUCCUCAAUAAGCUCAUAUGAUGAAAAUGAAUCGAAGUAACAUAUUUUUCCACUUUGUAGUUCUCUGAAAUCUCUGAAUUAAAUAAGAUAAUUUCUCACAGUUGAAUGCUGA
Molecule: messenger RNA, 1111 nt
Organism: Lycium ferocissimum
Lineage: Eukaryota; Viridiplantae; Streptophyta; Magnoliopsida; Solanales; Solanaceae
Exons: 5
Coding region: 85-1020 (311 amino acids)
Molecular function (GO): hydrolase activity
Source: RefSeq, a predicted model, not a curated record